This is a messenger RNA of Carassius auratus (goldfish), 4814 nucleotides long. Its product is annotated as gamma-aminobutyric acid type B receptor subunit 2-like. The transcript is spliced from 19 exons. Gene Ontology annotation, molecular function: G protein-coupled GABA receptor activity. Gene Ontology annotation, biological process: gamma-aminobutyric acid signaling pathway; G protein-coupled receptor signaling pathway. NCBI's taxonomy places the organism in Eukaryota, Metazoa, Chordata, Actinopteri, Cypriniformes, Cyprinidae. Bases 620 to 3427 code for a protein of 935 amino acids. Gene Ontology annotation, cellular component: membrane; G protein-coupled receptor heterodimeric complex. The record is from RefSeq and is a predicted model, not a curated record.
GUCUGUCUGUCGCUUGUUUUUGAGAGAACAUCGCUCAAGAAUAUUUUCUGCCUGUGUCGCGCGCGCUCUCACACGCGCGCACGCAUACAUGCACAGCGCGGCCAGCGCGCGAAAGAAGUGAAGCGCAUCCUCCGAGGCAGCAGCAUCGGAGUCGCACGGAUAUCCUCACUCGGAUCGCUUUUACAUACCAGGACUAGCCCUCACCUAGGUGCUUUUCACAUGGGGACGCAACUCCUCAGCUGCCUGGAAGGUAUUCGGCUCUUACAUUUACUACAUUCGCAAUAACGGUCGACUCAAAUCAGAGAGCGCGCACCUCUGCGGAACGCACAGGCGGCGGAUUGUGAUGUGCGCAUUCGGUGGUAUAUUGGAGAUGAAAGGAAGAAUUGGAUCGGACAGAAUUUGAUAAGGACCCGUAAAAGGGGAAGCAGUUUAGUUUAUAACCCCUGCGACUGGACACCUUUUGGUUUUACGCAUCAUUUCUGCUCAAGAGAUCAAGUGCGCGAGAGCCUGUACUAUUGUAUAUCAUGUCAUUUCUCUUUGACUGAUCGCAGCAUCCAAGAGGAACCUAGAGAUUGCGAUGCCAGGACAGUGAGAAGGUGGAUCUCAGUUGUUCGGUAGCAUGGCUCCGUCCCGAAGGGACUGCAGAUGUGACAUGAUCUUUCUGUCGGGAUGCCUACUCCUGUCCGUCUUGGGAUUUCAUCCUGCAUUGGCGAAGGUCUGCAACGAUUACACAAGGCACGGCCUGGACAACAACUGGUACACGAGAGAUGGUGAGAAGUUGCCCAUCAUGGUCCUGAUGCCGAUGAAUGAAUCAGCGCUGAUGAGCAGCAUCAGUCAAGGCAUCGAGCCGGCCGUUCAGCUGGCCAUCCAGCACAUCCGCGAGUCCAGGCAGUACUCCUUCUCGCUCAUCACCAAAAUCUACGACACGGAGUGUGACAACGCAAAGGGAUUGCGGGCCUUUUUUGAUGCAAUCUGCUACGGUCCGAAACAUUUGAUGAUCUUUGGCGGAGUGUGUCCGUCAGUGACUUCGAUCAUUGCCGAAUCGUUGGAGGGGUGGAACCUUGUGCAGCUUUCUUUUGCGGCCACAACUCCUGUCUUGGCUGACAGGAAAAAGUAUCCAAAUUUCUUCAGGACUGUCCCAUCAGACAAUGCUGUGAACCCUGCUGUGGUGAAGUUUCUCAACUAUUACAACUGGAGCAGAGUGGGAACUCUGACCCAGGAUGUCCAGCGCUUUUCUGAGGUGCGGAAUGAUUUGACCAAUGAGCUGGAGAAGGCAGACAUCCAGAUUGCAGACACUGAGAGUUUCUCUAAUGAUCCCUGUGUGAAUGUGAAGAAACUAAAGGAUAAUGAUGUUAGAAUCAUCAUCGGUCAGUUUGAUGAGAAUCUGGCCGCUAAAGUCUUCUGCUGUGCCUACAACCUGAACAUGUAUGGCAGUAAAUACCAGUGGAUCAUCCCAGGAUGGUACCAGGGGAACUGGUGGGAACAGGCGAACUCCACAAACUGCACCACUAAGAAGCUGCUGACAGCCAUGGAGGGCUACAUCAGCGUGGAUUUUGAACCUCUCAGUGCCAAACAGAUUAAAGGAAUAUCAGGAAGAACGCCACAGGAGUACGAGAGGGAGUACAAACGUGAGCGAGAGCAGAAAGGAGUGGAGGCCAGCAAGUUCCACGGCUUUGCCUACGACGGCAUCUGGGUGAUUGCGAAGACCCUCACACGUGUCAUGGAGCUCCUCAGACACAAGGAGAGGCACGACAUGUACCACAACUUCACGGUGGAUGACCGCGAGGUGGGCAGAAUGGUUCUGGACGUGAUGAACGAAACCAAUUUCUUUGGAGUGACGGGUCAGGUGAUGUUCAGGAACGGGGAACGUAUGGGAACCAUAAAAUUCACCCAGUUUCAAGAGGGUCAAGAGGUGAAGGUGGGCGAGUACAAUGCCAUUGCAGAUGUUCUGGACCUAAUCAACAACACCAUCAGGUUCCAAGGUGUUGAGCCGCCGAAGGAUCGGACGUUUGUGCGUCUGCAGCGCCGGCAAAUAAAUGUCCCCCUCUACAGCAUCCUGUCUACCAUCACUAUCCUGGGCAUGCUCAUGGGAGGAGCCUUCCUCUUCUUUAACAUCAAAAACCGCAACCACAGGCUGAUCAAAAUGUCGAGUCCAUAUAUGAACAACCUGAUCAUUCUAGGGGGCAUGCUGUCAUACGCCUCCAUUUUCCUCUUUGGUCUGGAUGGAUCCUUUGUGUCAGACAAGGAAUUUGAGACCCUCUGUACUGUCCGUACAUGGAUCCUUAUUGUGGGUUACACAACAGCGUUUGGUGCAAUGUUUGCAAAGACCUGGAGAGUGCAUGCCAUCUUCAAGAAUGUAAAGAUGAAGAAGAAGAUUAUCAAGGACCAGAAACUUUUUAUCAUCGUGGGUGGGAUGUUGUUGAUUGAUUUGUGCAUCCUCAUAUGCUGGCAGAUCGUGGAUCCCCUGAAGAGAACUGUGGAAGAGUACAGCCUGGAGGCGGAUCCUCAGGGACGAGACAUCGCAAUCCGGCCCUUCCUAGAGCACUGCGAGAACACGCACAUGACCAUUUGGCUGGGGAUUGUCUAUGCCUACAAAGGCCUCCUUAUGCUGUUUGGAUGUUUCUUGGCCUGGGAGACCAGAAACGUGAGCAUUCCAGCCCUGAACGACAGCAAGUACAUCGGCAUGAGUGUGUAUAAUGUGGGCAUCAUGUGUAUCAUCGGGGCAGCGGUGUCCUUCCUGACCCGGGAUCAGCCUAAUGUGCAGUUCUGCAUCGUGGCACUGGUCAUCAUCUUCUGCAGCACCAUCACGCUGUGUCUGGUUUUUGUGCCAAAAUUUGUCACAAUGCGUACAAACCCGGAUGCUGCCACACAGAAUCGGAGGUUAAAGUUCACCCAGAACCAGAAGAAGGAAGAUUCCAAAACGUCCACCUCAGUAACCAGUGUUAACCAGGCCAACACUUCCCGUCUGGACGGAUUACAGUCAGACAACCACCGCCUCCGAAUGAGAAUUACAGAGCUGGAUAAGGAACUGGAAGAGGUGACCAUGCAACUCCAGGAUACUCCAGAAAAGACUCCAUACAUUAAACAAAACCACUACCAAGAUGUCAACAAUAUUCUGAGCAUACGCAACUUCACUGACGGCAAAGAUGGAGAUAAAUCUCUGAAGAACCACUUGGAGCAGAAACCCCAGGCUCAGUGGGGAUCCAUGGAUCCUUCUAGGAUAAGCAGAGGUCCACUAGAAGACAUCAACUCACCAGAACACAUACAGCGCAGGCUGUCCCUGCAGCUGCCGAUCCUGCAUCACGCCUAUCUGCCCUCCAUAGGAGGGGUGGACGCGAGCUGCAGCAGUCCCACGAGCAGCCCAGCCUCCAGCCCACAUCACAGACACAUGCCCCCCUCCUACAGGGUGAUGGUGUCCGGCCUGUGAGGCCCGCAGAAUACCCUGGACUCCGAAGAAGCGAUCAGCUUUUUUAUUUUAAGACAGACUGAAGAAUAUCAGCAGUUAAACAGAAGCGUGUGAGCAAGCCGAGGGGGUCCAACUCUUCAUGCAUUCGUGACCCCCUUCCCACCAUCCAUGGCCACAUCAGACCAGAACUUUUCAGGCUAGGAGGGAGGUGACCGGAUGUCCUCACAUGUCAACUCAACCCAGACUCCCAUCCUCUCGGUCCCGUCACCUCCCGUUCCUAACUCGAUGGACUCAACGCCCCCCGACCCCUAAACAGCAGCACGGAUCGACGGAGGACAGGAGCUGUAGCCUUAUCUCAUAAAAAAAGACACUUCCGCCAGCAGCCUUUCCACGUUAUCCGUGCACAUAUAUUGGUUCUGCUGGAGCUUGUGGGAAAUGGGCAAUGUAUGUGACCGAGGACUCCACCUCUUUAUUCACCACGUCAACAGCCAUGUAAAUACCAUAUUCGAAUAUCAAAGUGAGCUUUGAAUAUGCUGUGAAAUGAAUUAUUCUUAUGAGGCCUGGUGCUCGGAGAACUUUAUAAAAAGCUGACGAACCAGGAAGAGACACGUACACCGUUGCAACCGGUAUGAAUUUGUUGUGUUGCUUCCGUGUCCCAAUGGUGUGAAAAAGUGGUAAAUGGUAGAUAAGACUAUUGGUAUCUUUUGCUAAAGACAACUAGGAAGUGUUUCAGGGUAAUGCGGGGACUGUUCCAACCUGGAUAGACGUGUACCGCACAUUGUUUAUCUUCAAAAACAGUUAGCAUCAUGUAGGCCUAUUCUGGUAUCGGAGUGUCAAAAAUACUGCUUUGAUUUAUCGCAAGGAAUGUCAUGUUAGAGGUUUCGCAUUUGUGACCUCAAAGAGCCACAGGUCCAGCCGAGAGGGACAUAAGAGACAAAACCAGAGAUUUUAGAGGGUCAGUCUUCCAUUACAGCUGAGCGAGUUGAUCCUGCACAUCGGGACUGAAACACGCAGAUGCAGCCCAAUGCUUGGGAUGUACGAUAGCCGUCACGUGACCAGCUGUUACAGAACAAGAAGACUCACAAAUUGCGAUAAUAACAGGGAAUUGGUACACCAUGCAGAGCAAAACCAAAAUAUCCUCACAGAAAGCUGUGAGGUUACACAAAAGAAACAGUCCACACACAGCAAGACAGAAGAACGAUAUUGUAUUAAACAACGGGACUGAAAAAUUAGCACAAGUGUAAUUAACUUAAUAAGAGCAAGUCAUGUAUGAACAAAGCCUUGUUUUGACUUUCCGGUGCAGUCUCUCAGUUUACCCGCCCUCUGAUUAUUUCUUGCUUUUUUCCUUUUGGUUGAUUAAAAACCCAACAUGUGUGAAUCCUCUACGGUUGUCGCUUGGGCUAAAAGG